Molecule: messenger RNA, 2037 nt
Organism: Struthio camelus australis
Lineage: Eukaryota; Metazoa; Chordata; Aves; Struthioniformes; Struthionidae
Product: DNA repair protein XRCC4
Biological process (GO): double-strand break repair via nonhomologous end joining; response to X-ray; positive regulation of ligase activity
Cellular component (GO): nucleus; DNA-dependent protein kinase-DNA ligase 4 complex; DNA ligase IV complex
Molecular function (GO): DNA binding
Source: RefSeq, a predicted model, not a curated record
AUGUGUAGGGUGAUCUUCUAUGCCCUUAAUGAGAUCUUCUGUGCUCUUAAUGAGAAAAAUACUGGCUUUCCUAUGUCUCUAAUCAGUCAAUUUCUCUGAAGCUGUUCUUUAUAGUAAUCAAGAGGAAAAAAUACUGGCUACUCCCACUUUAUUGAGAUGGUGAAUGCAAAGAGACUACAAAGUGUUACUGAAUCUUGAAAGGCACUCCAAGCUGUCACACUCCACUAGUGUGAAAUACUACUAUGUGAAGGCAGAUGCACGAGGAGCAAAUGAGGAGGACAUCCCAGGAAUUCAAUUUCAGGUGCCUGGAAAAUGGAGAAGACUUUGAACAGAAUUCAUCCAGUUUCUGAUCCAGAAGCAACAUAUUUUCUACAAGUAUCAUGGGAAAAAGAUUUAGGCACUGGCUUUGUUAUAAUGCUAAGUGAUGGUCAGUGUGCAUGGACUGGGACAGUGUCUGAAGCUGAAAUUUCUAGGGAAGCUGCUGACAUGGAAAUGGAUAGAGAAAAGUACGUUGAAGAGCUGAAGAAAGCACUGAUACUUGGAGAAGAAUCAGCUGGCAAAUAUAAUUUUGCUAUUUCAAGAGGUGAAGAAAGCACAGAGUGUCAUUUUUCCUAUGAAAAAAAUAUGAAAGAUGUUUCUUUUAGACUUGGAUCUCUAAGGCUGCAAAAAGUUUCGAGGCCAGUUGAAGUGGUUAAAGAGCUGAUUGGUCAUUGCCUGGACCGCUUAGGAAGACUGCAGGCCGAAAACGAGCACCUGCAAAAAGAAAAUGAAAGGCUCUUCAGUGAUUGGAAUGAUGUGGAGAAACGGCUGGAAAAAUGUGUGAAAGCUAAAGAAGAACUAGAAGCAGAUCUCUAUAACCGGUUUGUUCUAGUGCUGAAUGAGAAGAAGGCGAAGAUAAGGAACUUACAGAAGUUGUUGAAGGAAGCUAAAGAAUCUGCAGCAGAUGCGCCAUAUACAAGAGAUAGCAUUGCUACAGUUCAGGCAGCAACAGAGAGAGAGGAGGAGUAUGAUGGCAGCACUGAUGAGGAAAGUGAAAAUCUAACACAGUCCUCAUUACCAUCAGUGCCAGAACGAAAGGACUCCAUCCUGGGUAGUCCAGACGUCAUUGAUACUGCUCCAACACGGAAGCGAAGGCAAAGGAUAGUAAAGCCUGCUGGGACAGGAGCUAAAGUGGCAGCCUAUGAGACAGAACUACCAGUGAAGGAAAAACCUGAUCUUGCCUCACAGAAGACAUCAGGCAAGCAUUCCCCGGAUGUGAUGUCUCUGGAAACACUGGAAAACACUUGUGAGCCAGAGGACCUCUUUGAUGACAUCUAACUAUGUGUUAGCUGAGAAACUGAGAUAAUAGAGCUCCUACUAGACACAAGCUAUAAAACUUAGAAGGCUUAGUUGUAGGCACUGAGCUGAAAUCUUUACUGUAAGGUUGUAUUUGACGUGUGUGCAUUCUUCAGUCCACUGUUGCAGACCCUUGACCUGCUGAGGCUUGAUUUGUGACAGCCUUGAAAUCAGUUCAGCCUCUGUGUAGAUCCUUUAUAACAUGAAUAUGGGGAAAGAGAGCAUCACCACAGCAUUUUUACAUCCUAGCAGUCUUUGGCUGCUGAUUAUAUUCAGGUUCAACUGGUUUCCAGAUGUCACCAGAGAAUAUGUCAGACUUGAAGAAGAUUUAAAGCUACCACUGUACUUACCUUAUAUACUACCCCUUUCUUGAGAAGCUCAGCUUAGAUGCAGUCUAGCUAAAUCAUCUUCAGUUUUGAUUGAGAUGUCUUCAAAAGCUGAAUUUAAAAUGGUAUUAUCUGAAAUGAAGAAUCCAAAGAAAUGUCAUUUUGCUUGUUACUUGAAGAUGCUCUGAGGCAUUAUGCAUUCUAAGGUGCGUGCUUGCUUCUGGGAGUAAAAUGCUUAUGAAGUCAAUAAUGAGUCUAUUUUAACCUUCUGUAGAAACUCAUAGCCCUUAAAAUGGUUAUUUUUGAUGUUUCAUUGAUUUUUCUUAAGGUGAUUUCUAAAAUAAUAAAUGCAUUCUAAGUCAUCGAUUUUGUUUUU